This is a messenger RNA of Priapulus caudatus, 1017 nucleotides long. Its product is annotated as interaptin-like. The record is from RefSeq and is a predicted model, not a curated record. Lineage: Eukaryota; Metazoa; Priapulida; Priapulimorpha; Priapulimorphida; Priapulidae. The coding region runs from base 268 to 1017 and encodes 249 amino acids. The transcript has a single exon.
AGUGGGGGACUCAGCGUCCAACGCCCGGCGCCUCCUGGCAGCGGCAGGGCCGGAUAUCGUAAGAGAGGGUCCAAGGGUCAGAGACACAGACCAGUGACCUGCUACGAUUGCGGAGAGGUGGGCCAUUUCGCGCGAGAGUGCCCGGAACGGAGGAGACGCUGGCGAGAGUUCGCGGAACAGAGGAGACGCCGGCAAGAGAAGGUCGACCAUCAUGGGCCACGGCAGUACAGUGGGAAGUUGAUUGCACAGCGUAAUGAGCUGCAGGCGAUGAAGAAUGUCAUGCAGCAAGCGCACGACAAACAUGUGCAGGAGGUGGGACAGCUUCGGAGUCAAUUACAGAAGCAGCAGGGGCAGGACACGCGUCAGCGCGUGAUAGAGACGCUGGGACAGGACAACUCCAAGCUGAAGCAGAAGAACGACCGAUGCCAGCGUCAGAUAUCUCAGCUGACGGCCGAGGUGCAGAAUCUGCAGGCUGAGCGCACGAACAUGGCUCAGCGCAUGCAGAACGAGAUCGAUCAGCAGGUGACCUACUACCAGGAGAAGUUCAUGCAGUCGGAGAGAGCCAACCAUGAGAUGGAGGGCAGCAUCUCUCAGCGUACGGAGGUUGAGCACACGCUGCAGCGGCAGCUAGCUGAGGUGACGGAGGAGCUACAUAAAGAGCGUAUGCAGCAUGUGACGGCCGACUCCGAGCUAGCGAAGGCCAAUGCGCUUACUACGGCCGCCCAGGAGGAGUCGACGAAGCUGAAGAACCGAUUGAACUCCCUUCAAAGCAGCGAGACAGAGCAGCUACAGUUGGUGAAGGAGCUGGAGGGAAAGCUACAGGAACAGGUGUAUGUGCGGUCAGAGCUAGAGAGCAAGGUGCAGGACAUGCAGCAGCAGAUGAAUGCACUCAUGCUCGAGCUACCGGAACUGAACGAAGCCAAGGAGAAGAUGUUGUUGCAGGUGGGCGAUCGGAAAGAGAGGGACAAGAGGAUGUUGUCCAGAGUGUCAAUGGUGACCACGUCGACGACACGUUGA